UCUUCUCGUCCAUUCUUCGUACCUCAACUUUUUUCCAUCACUUAAGCGUCUGCCCUUCACAACACCACUUCUAACCUUUCUUCAUUCGUCAUUCACUUGGAGUCCUGGAGCACUGUCUGGGUCAUAUUCCAUCUCUCCAUCAUCUGAAAGCACCUCACAAGCAUCAUGCAGCGCAUACUCUCAUCCCGAACGCGGUCUUCCGCCAUUAACUCGAGCUCCAAGCUUCGAUCCUCCGCGUUCAACUUACAGCAGCAACGAUUUGCACACAAGGAGCUCAAAUUCGGUGUAGAGGGACGCGCAUCUCUACUGAGAGGUGUCGACACCCUCGCCAGAGCUGUCGCUACCACAUUGGGUCCCAAGGGCCGAAAUGUUUUGAUAGAGUCCAGCUACGGAUCCCCCAAGAUUACGAAGGAUGGUGUAACUGUUGCCAAGGCUAUCACGCUCGAGGACAAGUUCGAGAACCUUGGAGCUAGACUUCUACAAGAUGUCGCCUCCAAAACCAAUGAAGUUGCCGGUGACGGUACUACCACCGCAACAGUCCUUGCCCGUGCCAUAUUCUCAGAGACAGUGAAGAACGUGGCCGCCGGCUGCAACCCAAUGGACCUUCGUCGUGGUACCCAAGCUGCAGUCGAGGCUGUGGUUGAGUAUCUCCAAGCACACAAGAGGGAUAUCACAACCAGCGAGGAAAUCUCGCAGGUCGCCACUAUUUCGGCCAAUGGUGAUACACAUAUUGGAAAGCUGCUUUCCAACGCCAUGGAAAAGGUUGGCAAGGAAGGUGUCAUCACCGUCAAGGAGGGCAAGACCAUUGAAGACGAGCUCGAGGUUACUGAGGGUAUGAAAUUUGACCGGGGAUUCAUUUCCCCAUAUUUCAUCACGGAUACCAAGGCGCAAAAAGUCGAAUUCGAGAAACCACUAAUCCUUCUGUCUGAGAAGAAGAUUUCCGCUGUCCAGGAUAUUGUACCCGCUCUCGAGGCAUCUCAGCAGAUGCGCCGUCCUCUUGUCAUCAUUGCCGAGGACAUCGAUGGUGAGGCUCUAGCUGUCUGUAUUCUUAACAAGCUCCGUGGACAACUCCAAGUAGCUGCUGUGAAGGCUCCCGGGUUUGGUGACAACCGCAAGUCCAUUCUAGGCGAUCUGGCUGUUCUCACCAACGGUACCGUCUUCACUGAUGAACUUGACAUUAAGCUCGAGAAGGCUACUCCCGACAUGCUCGGAUCCACUGGUUCCAUCACCAUCACAAAGGAGGACACUGUAAUUCUGAAUGGCGAGGGCACCAAGGAUGCUGUCACCCAGCGUUGCGAACAGAUUCGGGGUGUCAUCAAUGACCCGACUACUUCAGAUUACGAGAAAGAGAAGCUUCAGGAGCGUCUCGCCAAGCUCUCUGGUGGCGUCGCUGUCAUCAAGGUUGGCGGUGCUUCCGAAGUUGAGGUCGGCGAGAAGAAGGACCGCAUUGUGGACGCUCUCAACGCUACUAGAGCAGCUGUCGAGGAGGGCAUCCUUCCCGGUGGCGGUACUGGUCUUCUCAAGGCUGCUGCAAACGCACUUAACGACAUCAAGCCCGCCAACUUCGAUCAACAACUUGGAAUCACCAUUGUUAAGAACGCAAUCACUCGUCCAGCACGGACUAUCGUUGAGAACGCUGGCCAGGAAGGUAGCGUCAUUGUUGGCAAGCUCAUGGAUGAAUUUGGCAAGGACUUUAACAAAGGCUACGACAGCUCUAAGGGCGAAUAUGUCGACAUGAUUUCGGCUGGUAUCCUUGACCCAUUCAAGGUCGUACGUACAGCACUGAGAGAUGCUAGUGGUGUCGCCUCUCUACUUGGAACGACCGAAGUUGCCAUAGUCGAAGCACCUGAAGAGAAGGGACCUCCGCCAGGUAUGGGUGGUGGCAUGGGCGGCAUGGGUGGUAUGGGCGGUAUGGGAUUCUAAAACGUGGAACCUUGAACCGCGUCUACUCGAUUUCUUGUAUACCCAUUUCUCGUCCCAACGCCCUUGGCUGAUGUAUAUGAUUAACCCCCCACUCCUCACUCCUCUUCAAAUGUUGUCUUCAUACCUUUGACUUCAUAUUUGCAUUAUUGAGCGGAAUUCUGACAUGUACCAACUCCCCUGUAUACUACUACCGUGGAUGGAGGAAAGGAAAAAGUAAUUUAUUGUCUAGACAGUAUCAAAAAACUGCAAUCGAAUCGGCAAUUCAUCUCUACUGCUGGAGACAGGAUGCGAUGGAAGUCGUCGCGCGCAACUCCAUGUCGAGCAC
Pseudovirgaria hyperparasitica is the source of this 2248-nucleotide messenger RNA. RefSeq names its product chaperonin GroL. The record is from RefSeq and is a predicted model, not a curated record. The transcript is spliced from 3 exons. Gene Ontology annotation, molecular function: ATP binding; protein-folding chaperone binding; ATP-dependent protein folding chaperone. Gene Ontology annotation, biological process: apoptotic mitochondrial changes; protein refolding; protein import into mitochondrial intermembrane space. Bases 166 to 1923 code for a protein of 585 amino acids. NCBI's taxonomy places the organism in Eukaryota, Fungi, Ascomycota, Dothideomycetes, Acrospermales, Acrospermaceae. Gene Ontology annotation, cellular component: mitochondrial matrix; mitochondrial inner membrane.